Messenger RNA from Arthroderma uncinatum, 2742 nucleotides. RefSeq lists its product as uncharacterized. The record is from RefSeq and is a predicted model, not a curated record. Gene Ontology annotation, biological process: ribosomal large subunit export from nucleus; mRNA export from nucleus; ribosomal small subunit export from nucleus. Gene Ontology annotation, cellular component: nuclear pore. The coding region runs from base 1 to 2742 and encodes 913 amino acids. The transcript is spliced from 4 exons. NCBI's taxonomy places the organism in Eukaryota, Fungi, Ascomycota, Eurotiomycetes, Onygenales, Arthrodermataceae. Gene Ontology annotation, molecular function: protein binding; structural constituent of nuclear pore.
AUGCCGCGAAUCGUGGACUAUUCUCCUCCAUGGUUAUCAAGACCCUCUCCGGGAGUUGACCUAUUCUGCCCCUCGUCAACGGACAAGCCGUCCUCGUCGAUUCGCAAUGCGCAGAAAGCUAUUGUUGACGCUGCACAGGAACCAAGACCAGUUCGAACACUCGCUCGCAGAGGCACGGAAAUAUUUACCGUCGUUGAUAAUCAGAUCAGAUGGGCAGAUCUUGCAAGACUAAAGGAUGAAUGGAGGAAAGGCGUGAAGCAGAAGAGGGAAGAAUCCAACCGUGGCAGACAAAACGAAGAUACCAGCAACGUGGAGAAUGGACAGAAUGAUAACUUGGAGCGAAAUACGGCGAGGGAGGAAUCAGAUGGACGAGAAGAUGCGGCAGAUACGAAAGCUUCAUAUUACAGGAUCCUGACUACUCCAGUAUAUGGAAAAAUCGAGCAACUGACCAUAUCCCCCAACGGAGCGUUCCUUGCCAUUACAACAACCCACACUGUCCAUAUCGCCAUGCUCCCGGAUUCAUCGCAUCUGUCUGGCCCUGAUUACUCCCCCAUUCGUGUCAAGACAUUCCAGCUAGGGCCUACUACCCACGUCAUCCCAGAAUCGCCAGUUGUGGCUGUCCUGUGGCAUCCUCUGGGAAUAUGCGACAACUCAGGGGGAUGUCUUGUUACUGUUACCUCCGAUUCGGCUGUACGAGUAUGGGAGAUCGAUCGCAAGAACCAAUGGUCCUUUGAUAGGCCAACUCUCGCAAUUGAUUUGAAGAAACUAGUUGAUGGAACUUCAAUGGAUGAAGACUUUGCACCCCUCAGCUUCGGACAAAAUAAGGGAUUCUCAGCCGACUCAUUUGAGAUGGAAGUUGCUGCUGCCAGAUUUGGCGGUCAUGGAUACGAAGAAGAAGAUGCUUGGGCUGCCAUGACGCUGUGGGUUGCUAUGCGGACAGGCGAUGUAUACGCCCUUUGCCCUCUUUUGCCCUCAAAGUGGCAAGCAUCGCCGGUUACCAUUCCAUCCUUGACUUCAUCCAUCGUCCGAGAGCUCGCGGUUGCCCAAGAGGAAUCGCUUGAAACGGAUGACGAGCUUAAAGCAAUUCAGCAACAAUAUGAAUGGCUCAAGGAAAUUGACAACCAGGACGCUUAUCCAGUGGCAGAGGAAUCGAUCUUUACCGAAAUUCGAGUACGCCCGUCUAAUCCAAGCCCUAUCCCACGGCUCCAGGGACCUUUCUUGUUUGAAUGUGACGAUCUUGAGGAUGACCUUGACAUCACCGAUGUCUUCGUCAUUGCGGCUAGGGCUGACAUUGAUGACCUGAUGGCUGGAGAAGACGAGCCUGAACUACUUAACGACAACGCUCAAAGCGGGUUAUCAGGUACAAUCAUCUGCCUUGUAACCUCAACUGGAACUCUACACGUGUCCCUUGAAAUGGAUGGAGUCAAGGGGCAGUGGCUUCCAAGGACCUGCAAAAACACCUUUAGCACACCGAUGUCUGAACCGUCUGAGCUACUAUUAUUGGAAUCAUUGGAAACUGUUCGUGUCAAGGACCGACAACCCAAUAUGUGGCCAAUGUUCUCAGAAGAUAUUGGCUCUCGAUAUAACUUCUACGUGACCGCUGCCAGAAGUGUAGUCUUCUUCUCGCUAUCAUCGUGGGUUCAUCGUGUAGAACCCGAGCUACGCUCCGAGGAAACAACAGGAUCGGCGUUCCGUAUCAAUAUCAUAUGUGAUGGUGCAAUUGCUGAACGUGAACAAAUGCUUCAACUCCCACCGUCAGAGCUAGCUCCAAAUAGCAAAGGGGAACAUCUAGCUAGCUGUUUAGCUAUAUUUGAUUACGACCUGGGCUACCUAUUACUCUCUUUCACGCCGUCUCAGCCUUGCGCCGUUCUCCUUGAUUCCCCCGAAUACGAAGAAUUUGCGGCAUCCAGGGACUUAGCAUCUUCAGACUCAGAGGCGGUAGAUAGCCGCACCACCCUACCAGCACAUACACGCCCGCCAUACCAGGUCCCUUCCAUCCUCUAUUCUCCUUCCCCUCUCGUCUCCUUCGUCGCAGAGCACGUCCCACACGGCCAUAGGCAUACAUUGAAAGAUCCCGUCCGCCUAUCGCCAUCAACCCUAGAGCUCUUUACAUCCGCCCACAGGAUCCUAAGCACAUACACACAUUCAUUGGAAGUUGCAGCCUCUGAUCUUUUCCGCCGCUGUGAACGACUACAAGGCGAAAUGCGCGGCCAGUUGACACAGUUGGCUGAAAUUGGGGAGAGGAUAAAUGACGUCUCAAAUGGCACGGUUAGGGGAACUGUGAGGAGACCACCUAUGGAUCGUGAACAGGCCUUGGAUUCGAGGAUGUCUGCUGCCCAGUCAAGACAAAAGGAGCUUGUUGAGCGAUACAACAAUAUCAGACUGAAGAUCAUAAAGGCUGGAGGCAGACCGAUAAGUGAAAAAGAGAAAGGAUGGAUGAGAGAGGUUAAUACCUUAUCAAAAUCCGUUGGCGAAGAUGAUAAGUCAAAUGGCGAAUUAACGCAGAGACUUGAAACGGCGACGUCUUUGGCUAAAGAAUUACUAUCUGAGAUGAAAAAUAUCCCAGAAAUAGCUGACUCUACACCUUCAACGCCUACACACCCAACGCAACCCAAGGUACCUCAACGGCUACAAAAGGCAAAGGUCGCAGAUGCUAUGAAUAUGGUUGACAGAGAGUCUGCCGUCAUUGACGCAAUCACGUCCAGACUUGAACGGCUAUCAACCAGCUUCCCUGACCUUUAG